Pomacea canaliculata is the source of this 2308-nucleotide messenger RNA. Its product is annotated as proton-coupled folate transporter-like. NCBI's taxonomy places the organism in Eukaryota, Metazoa, Mollusca, Gastropoda, Architaenioglossa, Ampullariidae. Gene Ontology annotation, molecular function: transmembrane transporter activity. Gene Ontology annotation, biological process: transmembrane transport. The transcript is spliced from 9 exons. Gene Ontology annotation, cellular component: membrane. The record is from RefSeq and is a predicted model, not a curated record. Bases 246 to 1787 code for a protein of 513 amino acids.
GUGGGCGAUAAGUGUUGCAAGGCCCACAACUCUCUUGAGUGAUUGCCCCUGCCGCGCGAGCAAGGUCGUUGACUCGUGACACGAGGGCGGCUUGUUUUCAUCAGUCAUGUACUCUAGUCAUCGUACGUGUGGACGGCGGGAGUGAUUGUACCAGCAGAAGAAAGGAGGAUAAGAAGUUUCGGACAAAAGCAGAGCGACGAAGGAGAUACUGUUACACGGCGAGCGAAGGCGCGCGUGCGGCAGCGAUGGAGCAGGACGAAGCGUGCCGUGUGCACAUGGCAUCAACAUGGAGGCAGUCGCUGUGCUCCGGAGUUCGCGCCGUUACAGUGGAACCUGUGCUGCUGCUCUUUAUGUUCGCGUCCUUCCUCACCUUCGCAGCAUUUAUGCCUCUGGCAUACGACAAGUCUUGCUUGUUCCUCUUCAACACCAGCCAGUGCAGUGAACUCAGCAACUAUACCUUCGCCAAGCUGCACAAAGAUCUGGAAGAUGAAGUGCAGACGUUGUCCUCCUACUGGACCAUGAUGAGCAACGUGGUCAUGACUAUCCCGGCGACCCUCACUCUGCUGCUGUUGAUAGGGCCUCUUGGUGACCGCUUUGGGCGCCGUCUGCCGGUGGUGGUGCCAUGUCUGGGUGGGGCUCUGUAUUCAGUCAGCAACAUCGUCAACUCAGUGUACAUGGACUGGUGGCCUCAUUACCUCAUGAUUGGACCUGUGUUGUCUGGACUCGGCGGCAGUUACCUGGCGAUGCUUAUGGCCUGUUACACUUACCUAACUCACCUGUCGGAGCCAGAUUCUCGCAUGAAGCGGGUGGGGGUGGCGGAGGCCAGCACAUACAUCGCAGGCGCAGUCAGCGUCUUUGUGUCGGGUCUGCUGGUCGAUACCCUCGGGUACGCACCCGUCUUCGGCAUCGCUUUAGCUUGUCAGUCAGCAGCCUUGGCUUAUGCCAUAUUCUUUUUACCGGACAUCAGACCAGAACGCGGCCACCCUGACCCGAACGAGAGGUCAGACGCUGGGCGCUCAUGCUGCCAGGUCACGUGUCUGAAUCCACUUCGAGAUAUGUGGGCUUUCUUGUCCGCCCAGCGCGACUUCUUCGACAAGGUUCAUUUGAUCCUCUUCAUCGUUGUACUUGACAUCUUGCAGCUCGCAACGACAGGGGAAAAUGAUGUUCUGUACUUAUUUCUCGUUCGUUCCCCUCGAUCAUUUUCCAAAACAAAGUACGGAUACUUCAGUGGUGCACAGAAUUUCACUCGGGCCGUCGCAGUUCUGCUGCUCCUGCCGCUGCUCAAGACGUUCACUCAACUACGGGACACCACUCUCAUCAUGGCGGGCAUCGUGUCCAAAGUUGCUGGCCUUGUCGUGCUGGGCUUGGCGAAGGAGCAAUGGCUUGUUUUUAUAGUUGUUGCGCUGGGUGCUCUGCAGGGCUUCCCUUCGGCAGGACUUCGGGCUUCUAUGGCCAAUUUCGUAAAUAAAGGGGAACAAGGUCGACUGUUUUCUGUGGUGGCAGCCACUGAAGGUGUCGUGACCCUGGUCUCCACCCUCCUCUUUAACAGCUUGUACCCCGCAUCUCUCUCUUUCCACGAUGGCCUCUGCUUUCACGUGGCUGCUGUUUUAGUCGCGGCCUGCUUCUUCCUUGUUUGCUGGCAGCACUUCGACUUGAAGCGGGGAGUGAAUCUGUCCAAACCUCUCCAGUCAGCAGUGUCAGAAGAGAGCGAGGUGAAUAGUGUAGAGACUUGUACUUCCUCAGUACUGAAUGACGAGGCAAGCAGCAGGGUGGCCAGCAAAAUGUGAAGGGAGCGAGCAUGUUCCCCCUGCACCCACCUUCGAGUCACUCGCUAGCUUACUGACCCGUGACCUCUCCCCAACCAUGACAUUGUAUCUCAAACUAUGCUUGACAUUUGUCUCAUAUUCCAAACCAGAUUUCUACUCCGUGUGAAGUAAAAGAUUGCAUGUAAAGUUAAAAUCACGGAUAAACAAAGGUGACAUUAAUUUUUUUUUAAUUAAUGAAAAUGAUAUCCUCGCCAUCAGGAGCAGCAUGUUGACUUUCUUUCUCUGGACGUGACCAAGAGAUCGUGCUACCACCUUGUGUUUUAAUCAAGGCAGUCUUGGAAAUGGUGAUUACUUGUUAAUGAGUAGCUUUCACUUCCAUACUGUAUUUUUUUCACUGAACAAUCAUUGAUAUUUCGCGAUUCAGCAUCAGACAUUUUUAAACGAAUGUUCUUUAUAUUUCCUGAAGUGUCCUUAAUGUUUCCUGAAGAAGAAGAGGUAUGGUGGGUUUGCCGGAUUUUUUAAUAAACAGUUUUAAAAAUCCA